Apodemus sylvaticus (European woodmouse) is the source of this 447-nucleotide messenger RNA. Its product is annotated as lysozyme-like protein 1. The record is from RefSeq and is a predicted model, not a curated record. The coding region runs from base 1 to 447 and encodes 148 amino acids. The transcript has 4 exons. Lineage: Eukaryota; Metazoa; Chordata; Mammalia; Rodentia; Muridae. Gene Ontology annotation, molecular function: lysozyme activity.
AUGAAGGCUGUUGGCGUCUUCGCCCUGAUUAUCAGCUUCAGCGUAGUCGCAGAAUCCAAAAUCUACACUCGAUGUAAACUGGCAAAAAUCUUUGUGAAGGCCGGCCUGGACAAUUACGGGGGAUUUACGCUUGGAAACUGGCUCUGCAUGGCAUACUAUGAGAGCCACUACAACACUACAGCUGAGAAAGUCCUGGAGGACGGGAGCACUGACUAUGGCAUUUUCCAGAUAAACAGUUUUACAUGGUGCAGAAAUGCGAAGAAGCAUCAAAAGAAUCACUGCCACGUUGCCUGCUCAGCCUUGAUCACUGAUGACCUCACAGAUGCCAUUCUCUGUGCCAAGAAAAUUGUUAAAGAGACACAAGGGAUGAACUAUUGGCAGGGCUGGAAGAAGAACUGUGAGAAUAAAGACGUGUCUGAGUGGAAGAGAGGAUGCGAGGUUUCCUGA